Molecule: messenger RNA, 723 nt
Organism: Fulvia fulva
Lineage: Eukaryota; Fungi; Ascomycota; Dothideomycetes; Mycosphaerellales; Mycosphaerellaceae
Exons: 2
Coding region: 1-723 (240 amino acids)
Source: RefSeq, a predicted model, not a curated record
AUGUUCAUUCGAGUCGCGGACGACACUCCAUCAAUGGCACCAUCCCAUUCCCAAGCUCCAGUAUACAAAUCAAUCCACCCUCAACCACAACGCCCCCUCUUCACCCUCCCAGCCGAGCUCCGCCUGCAAAUUUACUCAGACCUCUUAACAAUCCCACCCAGCAGCAACAGCACCAACGACACAUGUCUCAACGCCGUCAGCAUCGCCUGGUCCUCCUCGUCUCCUAACCCAACCAUCCUCUCCAUCCUAGCGACAUGCCGCCGACUGCACCAUGAAACAGCCCAUCUCUUCUACAGCCUGAACCGGCUGUACAUCACCAACCGCCAAAUCGCCAACAUCAGCCAUUUGCACUCUUUCUUCCGCACGGUAUUGGUGGAUAGAUUGAGGGGUGUUAGGGAAGUGGUUUUGGCGGUUGCUACGUUUGAGGAUGUCAUGAGUGGAUGGAGACUUGCCAGAGAUGCCAUGCCGAAGCUUGAAGUGUUGGAGUUUGUGAUCAGGGUGGCGUUUGAUCUGGUGGAAGAUGCUGAGAAGGGGAAGGGGGAGUUUUUGAGGGAGUUUGGGACUGAGGGCGCUGGGCAGAGUGCAGGACCGCGGCUGAAGGAGUUGAGACUCACGCACAAGUGGGCUAGUCAGUUGAGUCCCACAGAUCUAUGGGCGUGGAGGAUAUUUGGUGAGGAGAUGAGUGCGGUGCUUCCGUUCAGGGUGAUUACGUGCAGACCUUGA